Messenger RNA from Salvelinus namaycush (lake trout), 1152 nucleotides. Its product is annotated as histidine-rich glycoprotein-like. Lineage: Eukaryota; Metazoa; Chordata; Actinopteri; Salmoniformes; Salmonidae. The record is from RefSeq and is a predicted model, not a curated record. Bases 1 to 1152 code for a protein of 383 amino acids. The transcript has a single exon.
AUGCCUCUGCAUGGGGACCUGCAGAUAGCUGCUUAUCUACAUCACGUGCCUCUGCAUUGGGACCUGCAGAUAGCUGCUUAUCUACAUCACGUGCCUCUGCAUUGGGACCUGCAGAUAGCUGCUUAUCUACAUCACGUGCCUCUGCAUGGGGACCUGCAGAUAGCUGCUUAUCUACAUCACGUGCCUCUGCAUGGGGACCAGCAGACAGUUGCUUAUCUACAUCACGUGCCUCUGCAUGGUGACCUGCAGAUAGCUGCUUAUCUACAUCACGUGCCUCUGCAUGGGAACCUGCAGAUAGCUGCUUAUCUACAUCACAUGCCUCUGCAUGGGGACCAGCAGAUAGCUGCUUAUCUACAUCACGUGCCUCUGCAUGGGAACCUGCAGAUAGCUGCUUAUCUACAUCACGUGCCUCUGCAUGGGAACCUGCAGAUAGCUGCUUAUCUACAUCACAUGCCUCUGCAUGGGGACCAGCAGAUAGCUGCUUAUCUACAUCACGUGCCUCUGCAUGGGGACCAGCAGAUAGUUGCUUAUCUACAUCACAUGCCUCUGCAUGGGAACCUGCAGAUAGCUGCUUAUCUACAUCACGUGUCUCUGCAUGGGAACCUGCAGAUAGCUGCUUAUCUACAUCAUGUGCCUCUGCAUGGUGACCUGCAGAUAGCUGCUUAUCUACAUCACGUGCCUCUGCAUGGGAACCUGCAGAUAGCUGCUUAUCUACAUCACAUGCCUCUGCAUGGGGACCAGCAGAUAGCUGCUUAUCUACAUCACGUGCCUCUGCAUGGGAACCUGCAGAUAGCUGCUUAUCUACAUCACGUGCCUCUGCAUGGGAACCUGCAGAUAGCUGCUUAUCUACAUCACAUGCCUCUGCAUGGGGACCAGCAGAUAGCUGCUUAUCUACAUCACGUGCCUCUGCAUGGGGACCAGCAGAUAGUUGCUUAUCUACAUCACAUGCCUCUGCAUGGGAACCUGCAGAUAGCUGCUUAUCUACAUCACGUGUCUCUGCAUGGGAACCUGCAGAUAGCUGCUUAUCUACAUCACGUGUCUCUGCAUGGGAACCUGCAGAUAGCUGCUUAUCUACAUCAUGUGCCUCUGCAUGGGGACCAGCAGAUAGCUGCUUAUCUACAUCACAUGCCUCUGCAUGGGACCAGCAGAUAG